Molecule: messenger RNA, 827 nt
Organism: Lotus japonicus
Lineage: Eukaryota; Viridiplantae; Streptophyta; Magnoliopsida; Fabales; Fabaceae
Product: protein yippee-like At3g11230
Exons: 6
Coding region: 218-652 (144 amino acids)
Cellular component (GO): ubiquitin ligase complex
Source: RefSeq, a predicted model, not a curated record
GCCAAAGUGCAACCGUUUGAUUUCACGUUGUAAUUGUAUUUUAACAAACAAACAAACCCCAAAUUUCAUAGACCCACCACCCCUUGCAUUGCAAUUGCAUGAGUAACACCCACCCUUUUCAACUCUCUCUCUCACUCUCGGUAACCAUUUCCUUCCAUCAAUCUCGUUUUCUCAUUCACGUUGAUUCGCCUUAUUCUUAUUCUACAUUGCAAUUUGCAUGCUUCCAAUUUCAAUUUGGUUACUGUGUGAAGGGAAAAACAUGGGAAGGCUAUUCUUGAUCAACCUUGAAGGAAGCUUCUACAGCUGCAAGCACUGCCUCACUCAUUUUGCUCUUGCUGAUGAUAUCAUUUCCAAGUCUUUCCUUUGCAGGCAUGGGAAGGCUUAUCUUUUUGAUAAAGUUGUGAAUGUCACCGCUGGCGAGAGAGAAGCACGGUUGAUGCUCACAGGAAUGCACAUUGUUGUUGACAUAUUCUGUGCUGCAUGUGGGUCCCUUGUUGGAUGGAAAUAUGAGGCUGCUCAGGAGAUGACUCAGAAGUACAAAGAAGGAAAGUUUAUUCUUGAAAGGUUUAAGGUGUUGGGACCUGAUGGCAGCUUCUACUUGGCAGCUCAGGAAGCUCUUGCGGGUGAUGAAACUGAUGCUGAUGAUGCUUGAUUUUCUUAUUUCAGGACCAUAUAAUUUUGAAUUGUACAUUCUUUAUGCUUCAUGUUAAAAUCUGCUAUCUCAGUUAUUAGAUUUGGUAUAUUUGCAAUAGCCCUCUAUUAACAUUCACAAGUUACAACAGUUACAUAUUUCAAUUCAGAUUCAAACAUUUGUUUUUGCUUGUGUC